Scheffersomyces stipitis CBS 6054 is the source of this 1932-nucleotide messenger RNA. RefSeq lists its product as uncharacterized. Bases 1 to 1932 code for a protein of 643 amino acids. NCBI's taxonomy places the organism in Eukaryota, Fungi, Ascomycota, Pichiomycetes, Serinales, Debaryomycetaceae. The record is from RefSeq and is a predicted model, not a curated record. The transcript has a single exon.
AUGUCAGAAGAAGACUUUAAGGAUGAAGUAGCGGCUGAAAAAAACACCUACUACUUCCAAGAUAAUAAGUAUUACCAAAAUGCUCUAGAUGUCUCUUAUCGGCUUUUACCUUUCAAAGAAUCGAUGUCUAAGAAGUGGGUCCUAUCCAUCUUACUUAGUAUUAUUCUAUCAUUGCUUUCAUUUUGUUUAUUCUUGUUUGUUCGAUACCGCUAUUCGAACGAUUCCGUCAGAAACUUUGGCUAUUUCGAAGUUGAGUGGGUGUCAUUGCCUCCAAUCGAUGGAGAACCUGUGCAUAUAUUCGAGAGCCAAUAUGAAAGGAUUCCCUGGGAGGCAAAAACAAUGAAUACUACAGUCUUUGAGAACCAGAAAUUAGAAAACGGAUUGAGUGCUACUUUCACUAAAUUUGAAGACUUCGAAUUUGACUCUGUUUUCUUGACAUUAAACAUCACCAACAAUGAAGACGACGACAGUGAAAGUGUCAAUGUAUUUGAAAUAUCCAUCGAUGGUCAUCCAGUAUGGAGAAGCUCCACACCUUUAACUAAGACAGACACUACAACCUACUCAAGCACUAGUAAAGAAAUUUCCAAGUAUAUUUCACUCUUUGGUAAAAAUAGUAACCAAUUCAAAGUACAAUUCUUGGAAGGAAGCCAUGACAAAAUUAGUUUUUCGCUUUCUCUUACAUUAGCAAACUGCGAAAAAGAAAAACCUGCUAUAGAUUCUCCAAUCACAGUGAGUUCGCUUUUCAAUUCAACCGUGCCUGCAAACGAAAUAAUAGCAUUGACCAAAGAAAAUGGAGAAGUAUUUGACUUGUCGAAGAACGACAAGUUCUUAAUUGAAUUACCAAAGUUCAGCGGAAAGACAUUUGCUGCCGACCUAGAAUUAUUUGUCUCCGCUGGAAAGUCUGACGACCUUUUCAAAAGUAGAAAUUCUCCGUUUCGUCGUUUGAACAUUUUCAUUAAUGAAGAACUAAUUGCUACUAUCGAACCAAAGCCAGAUUUGUUUCACUCUAACUCCAUCAUUCCUAGUGGUUACUCAGGACCUAUUGCCCCUUAUGCUAGCUUCACCGGACUUACGUAUGAAGUAAAUUUGGCUGCCUAUUUGCCACUUUUGUGGGAUCAGAAAUCCACCUUAGAAGUCCAACUUGUCUCACCAGUUAACGAUGUGUUUCCCUUAGAGGUUGAAAAAGUAUUUUCCCUGAUGGACGAUUAUAGUGUUAAGGAAUUUACAUCUGUUUCUUCUGAAAAGUCAAUACUGAAGGGCGAUAAUCAAGUCAAUACAGAAUGGUACAUGUCUGGCAAUAUCUUGCUUUGGGAAAACGAAGACAUUUUGACUUCUCAAGGCGAGAUAUUGAGGUCUGGAACCAACGAAACUCAUAAAGCUGCUUUACAAUAUAGAAUUUAUUCCGACAAAGUAGCUUCUAGUUCACAACAUGUUAAUUCUUACCAUCAGUCGAUUCUUCAAUUUUCUUUGAAGAACGAGUCCCUACUAACUUUCACUGUGAAUCAAACGAGUUCAAAUGGAGGCGAGUUUAGAGAAGAUCGGCGUAAUAGAAACAUUUCGCUCGAUGAGUACACCUUGCAAAGGUAUAGCUCGCAGUUUAUACUGUUAGACGUCUUUGACGGAAGUGCCAUUGAUCUGUUAUUCCACGUACAACGUAAUCUUGGAUGGAACACAGAUAAAGUGGUCUCUAUAUCUGAAGAAAAUCGAUGCUUAAUUCACGCUUCAAAUGGUUAUCACGACAAUAUUUUUAGCUCAAAGGCUACUGAAAUCAGAAAUUUACAUGACCAUGUAUUUGAGAUGAUUAAUCAUCUUUCAAUCUGGACAUUCGAGUCAUAUUCACGUAAUAUAUUCACGCUGAGGUUUCACAGAGACCCAAAGUCUAAAAGCAAAUCAAGAGUACUCGCAUUCAAAUCCGACAUUCAAGUGUGCUGA